Molecule: messenger RNA, 303 nt
Organism: Prorocentrum cordatum
Lineage: Eukaryota; Dinophyceae; Prorocentrales; Prorocentraceae
Source: the annotation of a GenBank genome assembly
AUGGUGCGGAGAUCCACCGUGAAAGUGUGCGUCAACGGUGGCAGCGUCUGGCACAAUGGCAUGGUUAGCCGCGCGGCGAUGCAGCCGGUGCAGCAGAGUGGUCUGGAUUGCAGCCUGCUGCUUUUCGUGCACUGCUCGUCUGCCUAUGCACCGCUUUUCGACGGUCGCAUGAGUGGCGAUGUGUUGUGGGCUUCUGUUUCGACGAUCUUGCCGUGGUAUUUGGACACUUGGCGGUGGCGUGUAGUCUUCUGGGCCACUGCCCCAGCACCGGCAAUACUGUGCAGCCUGGAUGGUGAACUUUAG